AUGCAAGAGACGAGAGCUUCAAUUCAGAACUUGGAAGUACAAGUGGGUCAAUUUAGCAAGAGGAUACCUGAGAGACCUCCUAAAACUCUUCCUGGUGACACAGAGGUAAAUCCAAGAGAAAAGUGCAAGGCCCUCACCAUGGUCAAAGAGUCCGAGCCUAAGGAGGUGCAUGUUGCUGAGGAAUUGAAGGAAGAAAAGGCUCAAGAAAAGGCUAGAAGCACAUUGUUACAUUCCCCAUUGGUGGCACAGGAGCCUGAAGUACCACACACUCAAAAGCUUCAAGAGGAGACCAAGGAUGACCAUUUCACUCAGUUCUUGGAAAGCUUUAAAAAGUUGCACAUCAAUAUUCCUUUUGCUGAGGUGAUGGAGAAGAUGCCUUCCUAUAUGGCAUUCAUGAAAGGCUUACUCUCUGAUAAGAAGGCCUUGAAAGGUGAUGAAACUGUGGUCUUGACCAAGGAGUGCAGUGCACUGAUUCAGAGAAAGUUACCCAAGAAGAUGCCUGAUCCAGGAAGCUUCCUGAUUCCUUGUACCUUUGGGACUAUUACUUUUGAGAAAGCACUGUGUGAUCUUGGUUCAAGCAUAAAUCUGAUACCUCUGUCUGCAAUGAAGAAGCUGGGAAUCCAAGAAGCACAAGCAACAAGGAUAACCCUACAAACGGCUGACAACUCUCUGAGGCAGGCAUUUGGGCUAGUGGAGAAUGUACUGGUCCAGGUUGGAGAGCUAUUCCUCCCCGCAGAUUUUGUGAUACUUGACAUGGGAGAAAAUACAGAUGACUCAAUCAUCCUAGGAAGGCCAUUCCUAGCCACUGGAAGAGCCAUAAUUAAUGUUGAGAGAGGUGAAAUGGUGCUGAGGUUACAUGAGGACUACAUGGUUUUCAAGAAAUCACGAUCGUCAAUAACUGACAAGUCCUCUACCUCUGCAAGACUAGCUUUUCCUCACCUCAUCUACUGCCUUUGUACAGCAGCUGGAGCGAACAUUGAUGGGAAUACCCCGAUCGAUAUUAAUAGACUAAUCACUAGGAGGGGUAUGAAGCAUGUUCAUGCUAAGGAGCUCGGGCAUGGACCACAGCAAGAGCCAGUUCCUCCUCCUCCUCAGCAACAGGAGCAGCAACCUGAGAUGCCUCAGGGAUACUAUUUCCUUUCCCGGGACUACUGGGACUAG
Molecule: messenger RNA, 1161 nt
Organism: Arachis ipaensis
Lineage: Eukaryota; Viridiplantae; Streptophyta; Magnoliopsida; Fabales; Fabaceae
Source: RefSeq, a predicted model, not a curated record